AUGGCUACCUCAACCAGCAGUCAAGCACCUGUAAUCCAAAGUGAAACUGUUGAUUUCAUCGCUGCCGUCCCUCUGGUGUCAGGUGCUGUGGACUAUGCUCUGUCCAUUGUCAAGUCACACUCUCUCCUUCAAAAGGCCUAUGACCUUGCUGAGACCGUGACCGUUAAGGCACUUUCCAUCUCUCAGCCGAUAGUGUCGAUCUUCAGUCAGCCGCUUCAUAUCCUUGACCAUACAACCUUGAAGGUCCUGACCUUCGCUAAAAGCAAGGUUCCUUACCCCUUUGAGGUAAAGUGGGAAGACCUGGCGCCAAUCGAACAGGGCCAGAAGCUGGCAAACGAUUACUGCAGCAAGUCGCGCGAGAUGUACGAUACACAUGUGAAGGGUACUGUGAAGAACAUUUAUGAGAAAACAGGACAAGCAGUGGAGCAGCUUCAGCAGAAUGAACAGCAAUACCUUCAGAAGACAAGCUCAACUAUUUCUUCUUUACAGGACAAGUUUUCCAAGGUGUCACAGGAAUAUGCGGAGAAGACGAAGUCAGAAGCAGCCGAUGGUGAGAAGGCGGCGCAAAGUCUGGUUAGCAACCUAAUGUCGGAGGUGGAAGGUCUCCAGAAGUUUGCAAAGAACCUGCCCGCUGAAGGCCAAAAGCGCAUGGAACCUUUGAUGGAACUGCUUAGCAAGACAUACAAGGAUCUGUCAGGUGUGGCGUUUGAUUCGAAUGUGGCUAUUCAGGAGCGCGCAGCAAAGGUUCAGAACUAUCUUGGUGAGACGACGGUGCCUGAGCUGCAAAAGCUUGUGAAGAGCGGUCUGAAGACUGAGUAA
Messenger RNA from Malassezia sympodialis ATCC 42132, 819 nucleotides. RefSeq lists its product as uncharacterized. The record is from RefSeq and is a predicted model, not a curated record. The coding region runs from base 1 to 819 and encodes 272 amino acids. The transcript is spliced from 2 exons. Lineage: Eukaryota; Fungi; Basidiomycota; Malasseziomycetes; Malasseziales; Malasseziaceae.